UAAUUAGCACCUGUCGAAAUGGCUACUGCAAGAUUGAAUGCUGUACUAGCUCAGCUUAAGCCUGCUACCGGCGGAAGCAGUGCUGUCCAGAAGAUUACCCAAAAGAAUGCGGACGACAUUGUCAUCACCCUUGCGGCACGAACGCCUAUGGCCCGCGGCUUCAAGGGAAGCUUCAAGGACACUGAGCUUGAUUAUAUCGUAUAUUCUCUUUUAAAGGAAGUGGUUGCUCGCUCUAAAGUGGACCCAAGCCUCAUUGAAGAUGUCGUUAUGGGAUGCUCCAACAACGAGCGCGCAUCUAGCAUAAUUCGCGCUGCAUCUCUUGCAGCUGGAAUUCCAUAUACCUCUGGCGCUUCAGCCGUCAGCCGAUUCUGCUCCUCCGGCCUCUACUCUAUUCAAGAUGUCGCCAACCAAAUCUCCAACGGAUCAAUUGAGAUCGGUAUUGCUGUUGGCGCUGAAUCCAUGACCAAGGGACCCGCUAGAAAGCCUGACUCGUUUGCGCCGGAAGUUCUCGCCAACCAGGAUGCGGCAGACUGCUCUCAGCCUAUGGGUCAGACAUCCGAGAAUGUCGGCGCCGACUUUAACAUCUCUCGUGAGGCCCAGGACCGAUAUGCGGUCGAGUCUUUCCGUCGUGCGGAAGUGGCUCAGAAGGCUGGCAAAUUUGUCGACGAGAUCAUUCCGGUCACCACUAAAGUCAAGGAUCCUAAGACCGGAGAAAUGAAGCAAGUCACCGUUACUCAGGAUGAAGGGCCAAGGUACGGAACCACCUAUGAAGCAUUGAGCAAGAUCCGCCCGGCUUUCCCCCAAUGGGGCACUCGAACUACCGGUGGUAACGCUAGUCAGAUUACCGAUGGCGCUGCUGCCGUUCUCCUCAUGAAGCGCUCCAAGGCUGAAGAACUCGGUCAACCAAUUAUCGGCAAAUUUGUCGGUGCUACUGUUGCUGGAGUCCCACCACGCAUCAUGGGGAUUGGCCCAUCUAUUGCCAUCCCCAAGCUUCUCUCUAAAUUCAACCUACGCAAGGAAGAUAUCGAUAUCUUUGAGAUUAACGAGGCCUUUGCUUCCAUGGCCGUCUACUGCAUCAACACUCUUGGCCUUGACCAUGCUAAGGUUAACCCAUGUGGAGGAGCUAUUGCCCUCGGCCACCCACUUGGCUGCACUGGCACAAGACAAGUUUGCACCAUCAUGAACGAGGCCAAGAGGCAAAAUGCAAAGGUCCUGGUUACCAGCAUGUGCAUUGGAACCGGACAAGGAAUGGCUGGACUGUUUGUUAAUGAGCAGUAG
Microsporum canis CBS 113480 is the source of this 1278-nucleotide messenger RNA. Its product is annotated as 3-ketoacyl-CoA thiolase. NCBI's taxonomy places the organism in Eukaryota, Fungi, Ascomycota, Eurotiomycetes, Onygenales, Arthrodermataceae. The record is from RefSeq and is a predicted model, not a curated record. The coding region runs from base 19 to 1278 and encodes 419 amino acids. Gene Ontology annotation, molecular function: acetyl-CoA C-acyltransferase activity. Gene Ontology annotation, cellular component: peroxisome. The transcript is spliced from 4 exons. Gene Ontology annotation, biological process: phenylacetate catabolic process; fatty acid beta-oxidation.